AUAAAUUAUCAUGUGCAGAAACACCACAAGCCGCACUCUUUCCAGCAGGGUUUGUGGUUGGCACAGCACUCAGUCUGGACCACUGCUGCUCCUGUUGUUCAGGUCUGACCAUGGAGAUGGGCCAGCCAGUGGGGAUGCGGCUGAGCCAUGGGCAAGCUGGGUUGUGCUCCCUAGGGGUCCAACAGCCAGCCCAGGGAGGUGCAGUCUGUGGCAACCAGAGCACAUGGAAACCUCUCAGAGCAAACUCCUUCAACAUCCCAAAUGCUUGGCAAAUCUUGGGCACUCAUAUCCCCAGGAGUGGUGGAAAGUGACACAGCCAGCUGUCAGGAUGCCAGUGUGCUUCAUGGCGUUGCAACUGGGGAAAUUUCAGUGCUCGUUAAUUGUGGCAUCUCCCGGGACCAUGUGAGAGGACAAAGUAGCCCCAGCUGCAGAAGAUGGAGCUGGAAACCUGGUACUCAGUCCUUCCUUGCUUUCCAAAGCACCCUUUGGUUAUGAGUGUGCUGGUAGGUUCAAUCCUGUUUUUUACCAGGGGAAUUCAUUUCAGCUCAUUUCCAUAUUUCCUGUGGAUAGAAUGUUUUCCAUUUCUAAGUGGACUUGAUUAAAAGGAAGGAAAGGUUGUGUGAAAGAGUUAAUAGCAGGACAAUGGAGAAAACUCAUUCUUCUCUCAAUCUCUGGGAAGAGAAAAAGCAAAAAUUCUGUCACAAGUGCACUUUUUUUUUCUGCACCCUGAUUUGGUCUGAAGUUGAACUAAAAGUUAUUGCUUGCAGUACUGUGGGCUGGGACUUGGGAUGGGAGCACGUGUCCCCCAGGGCAUGCAGCCACUGUGGAGGGGAUUCCCUUGCCCAUCUGGAGGAAUGCUGGUAGAUGAAGGGUGUCUGCUGCUCCUGAGGGACCUGCUGUGCCAGAGCCAUAGGGGUCAACUUCCCUGGCCUCAUCUGAAGAAGGGAAAGGGGACGUCCUUCACAGGCACAUGUCCUUAGAUUUUUGGAUGUGAUGGCAUGCUGCUAGGCCCAAUGAUUGCAACAUCCCUGGGGUCAGGCUGCAAACUGCUGCCCAGCUAUCAGCUGGAUUUCUACAAAACUAGCCCACACUUUUCCAAGGAAACGUCCGUUCAAUGCCCUGGGGACACUGCUGGCUGCUAGCCCUGGUUUAGCACCGUUUUAAUAUGCUUUUGAAGCUGGACACAGAUCCAAGCCUGUGGCCCAAUUGGACAGCAGAGAGGAUGAACCUGGGAUGUUGGGCCUGAUAACAGCCCCUGGGGCUGGCGGCUGGGAACGGGGGUCCCCGGCGGCAGGGGGGAACCCUGACUUGCUGGUUCCCCAUACUGGAGUGCACGAGGUCGGACAAACUGCAGCUGUGUGGAGCCAUAUACGGUCAGCAGGCGCCUUGCACAAGCCAUACCAUUAUCAUUAAGUCUUUGCUGGCGCAGCCAACCAGCCUCCAGCUUGCAAGGCUCUGUAGAGCAGCCGGGCUGUUCCUGAGAUGGAUGUGCGUUUCCCUUCCUCUAAGGAGGGGGAGGGAAUCGGCUCUUCUGCUGCUCAGGGUAAUUGCCUGGGAGGGAAGAGGAGAGAGGAAGAGAUAAAACAAAGAAGAAAUGUCUCUGGUGUGCAGAUUCACAAGAUGCCUCAGCUGAGCUGAGGUAUGAAGACAGGUCCCUUCCCAGCACCCCCUUUCCUGGGGGCCUCUGGCUGGUUUUCAAAAUCCCAGGUGAGCUCCCUCAUGGGGGCACCAAGGAGGCAUGUUGGAGAGCCAAAACAGGUUUGAUCCCCUGUGAACUGUCACACAGCAGGAUUUGUCCCUCAACACCCUUGCUCUCUUGGAAAGCAUCUUUAGUAGGUUUGAAAUGCCUUGAAAAUUUGCCUUUUGGUGUCCUUAUCUCCUGGUGCUACAUGCACAGCUCUGCAAAGUCCACUUACCUCUAUGCCUGGACAGUUAUUUACAUCCACCAGGUUCACACUGGUUCUAAAGCUUUUAAGCUGUGGGAAAAAUGCUUUCUUCAGUCCAACAAACACCUGGCUCUUUUGUGGCUGGGGUGUCUCUUCCCACCCCCAAAACACAGAGAGUUUUGUUUCACUUUCUGGUGUCACCUCCCAACACUUCUUGUCUCCUCCCUGUUGGUCUGGCUGCCCCUCAGCCAAAGCACAUGGUACCCUGAGGCUCUCCAAAUGUCCGGAGGAGCCGCAGGGACAGGGUGCAGGUGAGCCCAGCAGCAGUCCUGCCUCUCCUUGAGAUCACCAGCUUAUCCCCUUUCCUUUGUUUUAACAUCAUCUUCCACAGAUGCACCUAAAUUUGUGUUGGCAUGAAAAACAGCACCUGUUGUGCUGUUGGGUUUAUGAGGUUUCAGUUCAGCACAGUCUGCAGGUUUUUUUUUUUCCACUGACCUUGGAUUUUGUUUAUCCAAAGAGUCAUUAUUUGAUGUAUCUGCCUUCAUAGUGUGGACAGGCCCCUCCACUGAUGUAAUUUGUAAUCAGUGGAGCCAUAGCUUUUUUUUUUAUAUUUGUCUCAACUUGAGACAACUUCCUACAGCCAAGCUUAUGAUAUUUUCUCGUGAUCAUUCACACAAAGAUUCUGUCAGAGAAGCUGUGUGUGAAAGGCAGGGUGAUGGAGGUGGCAGCCAGUCCUGCACAGCCCCACAAAGGACAGGUCUCCUGCCUUUGUACAGCCAACUUGAGUGCAAACCACUUGCACAGGCUGGGUUUGUGCUGUCAACUGUUUGUGCUUUGGAGCCAUCCUGGACAAUCCAUCAAUUUGCUAUUUAAUGACAGGUCUUGGUCCCCUUUGGGAGCAGGUUACAGCUGCAGCUGUAGUAGGAUCAACCCCCAGGCAUUUUGCCUCUCUCUCUCCAAUAGCAACUAAUGCUCCCAGUGUGAUGAGGGGUUUGGCAGCACCUGUUUCUGGGUCUGAGUUCAGCAGCACGGGAUUCAUCUCCAGUGCUGGCCAUGGAGAGCAAAUGGUCUACAAUACUCUGGGGGCCUUGAUGUGGGGGUCCAGCUCCCCACUGCUACAGGUCCUGAGGCUCUCCUGCCAUCCUGCAGGAUGUGAAGAUGCUCAUCUCCAGGCAUCCCUAAGGACUUGCACUCCUGCUUCUACCUUCUGGGCUCGACAGCUUUGACCCCAUUCCUGCUCCCUGCCCUGAGCAUGGCCCAGAGGAGUUGUUCCCAGUCUGUAGGUGUCCCUGUGGGAUUUUUCUCAGCUUGCUCCUCAGGUUCCUGACUGGGUUGAGUAGAAAGCCCUGAAAGUCAGGGAGAAAGGUGCUUCUCCAAAAAUGUGGUGCAUUCAUGGUGCACCAUCCCUGGGUGGCUAUGGAACAGCUCCAGCUCUGACCUGUGGUGAGGACUCCCCUGUUUAGCAGGACAGCACAGGCCAGCUCACACAGGUGGGGAUGCAAUGGGAAUGCAUGUCCCCCUGCCCCAGCUUUCUUGCCCCAGGAACCAGGAGGGAGCAGUCUGGCAGGUGCCCCGAUCACCCCUGCCCCACAGAGAAGGCUGAACCCCAAGUGGGGGGCACUGACUGGGCCAGGGCUCCCUGCGUGAGGCUUGAAGAGAUCCCAGGAACCGGUGGCCAGGGUGCCAUGGCAGGUACAGCCACAUCCAGAAAAUGGGUAAGGAGAAAUGCCUCAUUUGUUUCUGACUCACAGCUGACAGCUCCUGAUCCCUCCCUCCGUCCUCAGGCUGGAGAAGUCUCCUCCUCACCCUUACCCUCCUGCCUGCUCUUCCUCCCACAGAAACCAAGGGGAGAGUGGUAAAAAGAUAUCUUCAGUGACUCCUGCCUCCGGACUGCAGCCUCUCUGUGCUGCUGGGUUCUCCUUCCCUGCUUUUUUUCUUCGAUCCAGCUUGAUGUUAGUCUGAACCAAGAAAAAUGAGGCUGCGGGACUUUCUAUUCUCUUUGCUGCUCUUGACCGUCUUCCUGGGGGGGGGCUCAUGGGCUCAGCGCCCAGAAAUCACCACCCGGGUCGCAAACGCAGAAGACUGCCCUGUGGACCUGUUCUUUGUCCUGGACACCUCGGAGAGUGUCGCUCUGAGGGUGAAGCCCUUUGGGGACCUGGUUGCCCAAGUGAAAGAUUUCACCAACCGGUUCAUUGAUAAGCUGACAAACAGGUACUACCGCUGUGACCGCAAUCUGGUGUGGAACGCUGGGGCACUGCACUACAGCGAUGAGGUUGUGCUCAUUAAGAGCCUCACCCCUAUGCCCAGCGGCCGGAAUGAGCUGAAGAACCGUGUCUCGGCCGUGAACUACAUUGGGAAGGGCACAUACACUGACUGUGCCAUAAAGCGGGGCAUUGAGGAGCUGCUCAUCAGUGGCUCCCACCACAAGGAGAAUAAAUACCUGAUCGUGGUGACUGAUGGACACCCCUUGGAAGGGUACAAGGAACCCUGUGGAGGCCUGGAUGAUGCUGCCAAUGAAGCCAAACAUUUGGGGAUCAAAGUGUUCUCUGUCGCCAUUUCUCCCAACCACCUGGACCAGCGUCUCAAUAUCAUCGCCACAGACCAUGCCUACCGCCGCAACUUCACUGCCACCAGCCUGAAGCCAACCAGGGAGCUCGAUGUGGAGGAAACCAUCAACACCAUCAUCGACAUGAUUAAAGCUAACACGGAGCAAUCGUGCUGCUCCUUUGAGUGCCAGCCUCCCCGAGGGCCCCCUGGACUUCCUGGCGACCCAGGCAAUGAGGGAGAAAGAGGCAAGCCAGGUCUUCCUGGCCAGAAAGGUGAUGCUGGAGACCCAGGCAGGCCAGGGGACAUGGGACCUGUUGGCUACCAAGGAAUGAAGGGUGACAAAGGAAGCCGAGGAGAAAAGGGCUCGAGAGGAGCCAAAGGAGCCAAGGGUGAGAAGGGCAGGCGUGGAAUUGAUGGCAUUGAUGGCAUGAAGGGUGAAGCUGGAUACCCUGGCUUACCUGGCUGCAAAGGCUCACCUGGAUUCGAUGGAGCUCAAGGCCCGCCUGGACCAAAGGGAGAUCCUGGUGCUUAUGGACCCAAGGGAGGAAAGGGGGAGCCUGGGGACGAUGGAAAACCUGGCCGACAGGGGAUUCCCGGCAGCCCUGGAGAGAAGGGCAUGCCUGGAAACCAGGGUGAGCCUGGACCUGCAGGAGAGACAGGCGAUGAGGGUGCUCCUGGCAUGGAUGGUCCUCCUGGAGAACGGGGCAGCAAUGGAGAAAGAGGACCCCCAGGCUCGCCGGGUGACCGCGGGCCAAGAGGAGAGCCGGGAGAGCCUGGACCACCUGGUGACCAAGGGCGGGAAGGACCCCUCGGACCACCUGGUGACCAGGGCGAGCCUGGACCACCAGGACCCAAGGGCUACAGGGGAGAUGACGGCCCUCGCGGCAAUGAGGGCCCAAAGGGAUUGCCUGGAGCACCUGGGCUGCCUGGAGACCCUGGCCUGAUGGGAGAAAGGGGGGAGGAUGGCCCUCCUGGGAAUGGUACGGUUGGAUUCACAGGUGCCCCGGGGCAACCAGGAGACAGAGGUGACCCUGGAAUUAAUGGAACGAAAGGCUAUGUUGGUCCUAAAGGUGAUGAAGGAGAAGCUGGUGACCCUGGCAAUGAUAACCUAACCCCCGGCCCCAGGGGCAUCAAAGGAGCAAAGGGCCACAGGGGACUUGAAGGCCGCCCAGGACCACCAGGACCUGUGGGGCCUCCAGGACCAGAUGAAUGUGAAAUCUUGGACAUCAUCAUGAAGAUGUGCUCUUGCUGCGAGUGCACCUGUGGUCCCGUCGACCUCCUCUUCGUGUUGGACAGCUCGGAGAGCAUUGGCCUGCAGAACUUCCAGAUUGCCAAGGACUUCAUCAUCAAAGUCAUUGACCGCCUGAGCAAGGACGAGCGUGUGAAGUUUGAAGCUGGGGAGUCCCGUGUGGGUGUUGUGCAGUACAGCCAUGACAACACGCAGGAGCUGGUGGCGAUGGGUGAUGCCAACAUAGACAACAUCGGGGCACUCAAACAGGCAGUCAAGAACCUGAAAUGGAUAGCUGGUGGCACCUACACUGGAGAAGCCCUGCAGUUCACCAAGGAAAACCUGCUGCGGAGAUUCACCUCUGACAAGCGCGUUGCCAUUGUCAUCACGGAUGGACGCUCGGACACGCUGCGGGACCCUACCCCUCUUAACUCUCUGUGUGAUGUCACCCCGGUGGUUUCCCUUGGGAUAGGCGAUAUUUUCCGGAACCCCCCAAAUCCAGAUCACCUGAAUGACAUUGCUUGUUUAAGCAGACCGACCAGGCCAGGACUGUCCAUUCAAAGGGACAACUACGCCGAGCUCCUGGAUGACACCUUCUUGCAGAACAUCACCUCAUAUGUCUGCCAAGAGAAGAAAUGUCCGGACUACACCUGCCCAAUCACCUUCAAUGGGUUGGCUGACAUCACGCUGCUGGUGGACAGCUCCACCAGUGUGGGGAGCAAGAACUUUGAGACCACCAAGAAGUUUGUGAAGCGGCUGGCGGAGCGGUUCCUGGAGGCUGGCAAGCCUGCCGAUGACUCUGUGCGCAUCUCAGUGGUUCAGUACAGUGGCAAAAACCAGCAGAAGGUGGAAGCUCAGUUCCAGUACAACUACACAGUCAUUGCCAAAGCCAUUGACAACAUGGAGUUCAUUAACGACGCCACGGAUGUCAACGCUGCCCUGCGGUACGUCACGGGGCUGUACCAGCGGUCCUCCCGUGCUGGGGCAAAGAAGAGGGUUCUGGUGUUUUCUGAUGGCAACUCUCAAGGGAUCACCGCGAGGGCCAUUGAGAGGGCGGUGCAGGAAGUUCAGCAGGCUGGCAUCGAGAUCUACGUGCUGGCAGUGGGCAGCCAAGCCAACGAGCCCAACAUCCGUGUCCUGGUCACAGGGAAGAGUGCAGAUUAUGAUGUGGUCUACGGGGAGCGCCACCUCUUCCGUGUGCCUGACUAUACCUCUCUGCUGCGUGGCGUCUUCUACCAAACUGUCUCCAGGAAGAUAGCUGUUGACUGAGUGUAUGGGUGGGUUUCUGCCAAGGCCAUGCCUGCUUCUGUCUUGCCUAAAAAUGAAAAUCAACAAAACAAAACAAAAAAAUAACGGUAUUCUUGACCUACCUGAGGAAUUUGCGUCUAUGCAGAUAGCCAUAGUGUCACAGCCUGGCUGUGCAUAGUCCCCUUCCUUCUCCCCCAGCUUCAUCAUUUGCAUUGCUACUCUGUUAGUCUCGAACUUCCCUCCCUGCCCAUGACUGCGUCUUCCUCCCCACAGCAGGCAAACACAAACACACCUAAUAAUAAGCUGACAGAACACCAAUAGCAACCUCAUCCCACAGGUUUUUUUGCCAAGAAAGAAUUAGGAUGAGGAAUUUUGUACCACUAAGGACUACCCUGGUUCUCAUAAGGCUGAUUAUGCUCUUUUCAGAUACCGGUGGGUUUGUUCAUUUGCUUCUUUCUUUCAUACAUCAGCUGAGCACUUGCCCAACUCACAAUGGUCCUAACACAAUGCUGUGCUUCAAGUGAAAACACUUCAGCAAAGCUUUGAGAGGGGAUUGUUGUAAUGGCUGGCAAGUUUGGUUUGUAUCUCCUAUGCCUGGGGGGCGGCGCAGGGAGGGCUGGACUGCAUUACCCAAGUUGGGUGGAAGCAUCUCUGUCCUCCAGUGCCAUGGGAUGGGGCACCGACUUCCCAGGGAUGGUGUGGAAGUGGGUGAUAGAGCAUCCCUCAGUGAUUCAGGGCAGGGAGUCUGAGCACUGACCAAAUGAAAGACAAGACAGUAGCCAUAGGGGAGGGGGGAAACCAUUGAAGAAGCUACGUAACUGCACUCCUUCACUAACAGAUCUCAUGGUCCUACAGUGAAACCAGGAACCUCAUGAAUAACCUGAUGACUUGUGUUAUAGUCCAAGCUCCAUUCUGGAAAAAUCUCUCUGAGCCCAGUUAGUGGGAUUUUUUAAAAUAUUUUUUUCAAAAGUGCCAAGCUGUCUAAUUCCCAGUAAGCUCUCUGGGAGUAUUGUUUGUAUAGGACCACCUAGGAGUUAGGCACCUGGGCCCUAGGGAAACCCACUAACUGUACUAUAUAUAUUGAUUUAGGGCCUCAUCCACAGCCCAGCGAAGUCAAGGGAAAGGCUGCCAUUAUCUAUCAGGGUUUUUGACUCACACCCUACGGAUAUACUGACAAAGGUGCUAUCACUACGUGGGUGAUAUGGGCCCUUGGUGUUUACACAGUUGUUUCCAGGACCACACUGAAAAUGUGGUUUGGCUGGGUGAGAUUUUGUUUCAGCGCUUCCAUUGGUGCUCUUGCUAUGAAUUCAUGCGCUUCUGAGAAAGCAAUAGUGAUUGCCAGGUAUCGGCAUUCCAAACUCUUUACUUUGUAUCCAAAACCCCACUGUAUGAGUUAGUUUUAUUUUAUGCCUGUGUUUUACUGAAAUUGUCCACUUUGGAAAUUUGUCAAAUAAACUGUUUUCCACAA
This is a messenger RNA of Athene cunicularia (burrowing owl), 8377 nucleotides long. It is a transcript of the gene COL6A1, whose product is annotated as collagen type VI alpha 1 chain. Bases 3859 to 6930 code for a protein of 1023 amino acids. The transcript has 35 exons. NCBI's taxonomy places the organism in Eukaryota, Metazoa, Chordata, Aves, Strigiformes, Strigidae. The record is from RefSeq and is a predicted model, not a curated record.